Molecule: messenger RNA, 505 nt
Organism: Candidula unifasciata
Lineage: Eukaryota; Metazoa; Mollusca; Gastropoda; Stylommatophora; Geomitridae
Source: the annotation of a GenBank genome assembly
GGAAGCUCAAAGAGUUCUAGAGUGGAGGCAAAAGUUUAGUCAGAGCCACUCUGCGGGUCUUAGUGGUGCCACCAUGUCCUCAUCCACAUCAGGAAGUUGCUUUUCAUUAGACGACAGUCCAACGUAUGAGAUGCAGGGAUAUCAACCACCAAACCUUCCUAGCAAUGGCCACCACUGUUUUGUAAGAGAUUCAGCAAUUAGCCAAUCAGAUGAAAGCUUGGAUGAUGAUAAAGACCCCCAAGAAGUGGCAGGAUCUGAUAAUACACUCAUCACAAGAUCAGCGCCACUUAUCCUGACAAAAGAUAUCUAUAGUGCCUGCAAUGCAAUUAAAUUUAUCUGUCACCAGACAAGAAAUAAAGAAGAUUACAACAUGGUUCUGGAUGAUUGGAAGUUCCUGGCAGCCGUCAUCGAUCGACUUCUUAUGAUCAUCUUUGUCCUGGUUUCCCUCAGUGGAACUCUGGGUGUCCUCUUGAAUGCUCCUAACGUUUUUGGAAUGGAGAACUAA